CAAAUUGAUACUCUUAAUCGUGAAAAAUAUACAAUAGUUGCAUGGGAUCCACCCGGUUAUGGUUUUAGUCGACCGCCAGACAGAAACUUUCCACCAGAAUAUUUUUAUAAUGACGCUGACUAUGCCAUUUCACUUAUGAAAGCUUAAAAUCUAUCCGGAAGGUAAACAUAACAUUCAUCUGAGGUAUGCAGAACUGUUCAAUUCGGAAGUGGACGAUUUCCUAGCCAAAGACUAGAAAGAAAAAAAAUCUAAUACGACUUAUCGAAAUAAAAUAAUAAUAAAAUGUUAGUUGAAAAAAAAAAUAUAUAUAAAAUAGUGACAGUUACUACUACUAUAGUAUAGCAGAGGAGUUGCUUCGUCUCUACAGUCUCGGUAAACGCGCGGCCGUUGAUCGUAAGGAGAUAUUAUAUUAUAUAGGUAAUGAUGGAACCAGCUGCAGUGACGCGACUGCUGACAUGUCCGGAGCAAUUGACAUUGCUCGACAAGGAGUGGCGUUACAAGGGCGAGGGCAACGCCAACGUCGUGCUGUCGCUGCCCGCCGACGGUACGGUGGUCCGAGUGAUGAAAGAGGCCGACGAUUGCGGUGAGGAAACCGCGACGGCGGUGGCCGAAACGCUGUUGGUGCGAUUGCGGUUUUUCUGCGCCGUCAAACGUCUGUUCUUCACCGACAGACGGUCAGUCUCCCCCCGCAGCUGUCACGUCGACGUGCCCGUGCCGAAGCGCGUGGCCGCCGAAGAGUUGCGCGAAAUCGACCGGCUCCUGGGGCCGGACAGGCCGGCCGGCCGAAAGCACAAACGUCUGUCACGGGCCGCGGGUCUGGUGGCCGUGUGCCCGGACUACACGAUGCUGCCGCCGGCGGACGAGCCGAGCGACGUCUGGUGUGUCGAGAUCAAGCCCAAACAGGGCUGGGUGCACGAGGACGACCGCCGCGACACGACGCGCAGCACGUCCGCCAUGUGCCCGUUCUGCGUCCACCAGUACCUGAAGCUGUGCCGGGGCGACGUCCGGCGGCCGAGCGCGUACUGUCCGCUGGACAUGUUCUCGGGGUGCCGCGAACGGGUCCGACGGGCCGUCGGGGCGCUGCUCCAGGACCCGCAGAACAAUUUGAAAAUCUUCGUUGACGGCCAACCGCUGCAGGUCGCGCGCGACAACGGUUUUUUGGACGCGGCGAAACGGGUGCUGGGCGACGUGACGCGAUUUUGCGAGCUGGUCGCGGACGCUCUGCUCGACGAUUCCGAGCCCGACGAUCCGUCGGCGGCGGACGAGCGGGACGACGACGGCGAUAACGACCUGCACGGUUUCCGCAGUCCAUCAUCACUCGGGUGCGACUUCCGCUCGGUUCCAAUGCCCCGGCACUGCGUGCUGAACGAGAUCCUCGCGAUGCAGCGGAUGCAAACGACCGGUUUCGCGGCCGUGUGUGCCGAGUACGACGACGACGACUGCGCGCGGGAUCCUCAUCUGCAGUUCGGCCACGUCACCCGUCUGCGAGCCCUGCACGACGGACAGGCAGCCGUUUUGAGCCCGGUGGACGGAUAUCUGGUGGCCGCCACGGCACGGGACUGUUCCGUGUUCGUAACGUUCCGCCCGCACAGCAGCCGUAUCUUUUUUCCGCGGACCGAGGUACGCGUCAAGGUGUCCGAUUUAGACCCGAAACCGCGGUCGACUGUCGAAAAACACCGGAUUCGCAACGCGGAAGUCGCGUCGGCCUACCGACAGUAUUCAGUCGGAUGACAUACGACAUAAGGUUAGGCGUGUGCCAUUUUAACCGCAUGUCGCGUCGUCCCCGCGCGCUGUGGUGAAGCGGUUAAGUGGAAAAGUGGGUGUGUGAUGUUAUAUGUACGAAUUACGGUCGCGCGUUACGAUUUGAAAUAGUAUAUGUUUUACUCUUGGAUGUAUGCUAUAUGAUGUACUAAAUAAAAUAUGUAACGAAGACAUCGAAUAAACGCCGAUAACUUAA
Molecule: messenger RNA, 1957 nt
Organism: Aphis gossypii (cotton aphid)
Lineage: Eukaryota; Metazoa; Arthropoda; Insecta; Hemiptera; Aphididae
Product: valacyclovir hydrolase-like
Exons: 2
Coding region: 421-1731 (436 amino acids)
Biological process (GO): inositol phosphate biosynthetic process
Cellular component (GO): nucleus
Molecular function (GO): ATP binding; inositol-1,3,4,5,6-pentakisphosphate 2-kinase activity
Source: RefSeq, a predicted model, not a curated record